Molecule: messenger RNA, 768 nt
Organism: Entrophospora sp. SA101
Lineage: Eukaryota; Fungi; Glomeromycota; Glomeromycetes; Entrophosporales; Entrophosporaceae
Source: the annotation of a GenBank genome assembly
AUGGCUAUAUAUUUGUUUAGGCAUGAAGGACCGGUUUGGCAAGUUGCUUGGGCACAUCCAAAAUUUGGUAAUAUCCUAGCAUCAUGUUCUUAUGAUAAUAAAGUAAUUAUUUGGAAAGAACAAAAUGGAUCUUGGAAUAAAAUCCAAGAACAUAAACAUUCAGCAUCUGUAAAUUCAGUUGCUUGGGCACCUCAUGAGCUUGGUCCAAUUUUAGCAUGUGCAUCGUCAGAUGGAAAAGUUUCUGUUUUAACAUUUAAAGAUGAUGGAGCAGCUGAUAUACAAAAAAUUGAUGCACAUUCGAUUGGUGUUAAUUCUGUAAGCUGGGCACCUGCUACAAUGCCAGGUUCACUUGUACAAAUUACCGGUGGGGCACAAAAUGUUAAUGUCACAAAAAAAUUUGCUUCAGCAGGCUGCGAUAACAAUAUAAAAAUCUGGAUUUAUAGUGAUAACGAAUGGAAAGAAGAAUGGAAUUUGGACGGGCACACAGAUUGGGUUCGUGAUGUAGCUUGGGCUCCUAAUGUAGGGCUUUCUAAAAGUUAUUUAGCUAGUGGAUCUCAAGACAAAACUGUUUUGAUCUGGACUCAAGAAACACCAAACUCUCCAUGGACUAAAAAACAACUUAAUGAGAAAUUUUUGGAUGCAGUUUGGAGUGUCAGUUGGUCACUUUCUGGUAACAUAUUAGCAGUUGCUACUGCUGACAACAAAAUCACAUUAUGGAAAGAAAAUUUAAAGGGUGAAUGGGAAAUGUUGACUGAAAUGGCAGAAUAA